Messenger RNA from Gongylonema pulchrum, 657 nucleotides. The record is from the annotation of a GenBank genome assembly. NCBI's taxonomy places the organism in Eukaryota, Metazoa, Nematoda, Chromadorea, Rhabditida, Gongylonematidae.
AUGAUAAGCACUGUGCCUCAUCAUAUUUUGGUCCAAAGCACAGCAAGCAAGAUCGUUCCGAUGGUCAAUUUGGAAUCGUUGAUGACUGUAAACAUAUGCCAAGUGCUGUCCUACAGAUCUUUCUCUAUCAGUUACUUGCUUGUUGGUACACGCGAUGGACUACUAAGGGAUAAAUGGCACGACGAGCCACACAAGUCAAUACUGUCACACCGAGUGCGCAGAGCUCCACGUGCUGUGGAAUUUGCCGAUCCCAUAGAGCAGUCAUUUUCUCCGAGUGCGAGUAGCAAUGGCGAGACGACUGCUAGCUGGAGCACAGAAGGAGUGCAAAUUAUCGAGGAAGAUAUACCAAUGGUCAGCGCUGGAUAUCGCACACCGGAUGAAGAGGUGAUUCAUGCGUAUGUUGUGGAACUGACCAUUGGAAAUCUGCACGUGAGUGAAAUGUCUGUAUUGCUGGACGCAUCAUACGACCGACAAAAAGUCUACGUGGAGUGGAAAUUUUUGGAUUUUCCUCUUGAUGAAUGUGAAACAUCUGGGCGACUGCUGCCGCUACCUCGUGAUCCUCGUUCGGUGGCCGAAUUCAAUUUUCAAAAAUCUUAUACUUUGAGUGAAAGACAGUAUCAGCUGCUCCGACAGUGGAUCGAGCUCGGUAAUAGGUAG